AUUAUUCUUUACUAUCUAUUGGGUGCAGUGUUUGGAGAGGUUCGCUAUUCUAUUCCUGAAGAAAUGCAAUACGGAUCGUUUGUUGGAAAUGUUGCGCUGGAUUUGCAUUUAGAUGUUAAAGAACUGGCUGCACGGAGGGCCCGUGUUGUUGCUGAGGGGAAGAGACAAUACUGUGAUCUGAGUUUGGAGACUGGCUUUCUGUUUGUGAGUGAAAGAAUAGACAGGGAAGAACUGUGCAGACACGUUGUAAUCUGUACAAUCAAAUUUAAAAUACUGGUUGAGAAUCCUCUGAAAAUGUAUAGCCUUGCAGUAGAUAUUCAGGAUAUUAACGAUAACACCCCUGCUUUCGCUGCUAAUGAAAUUAUAUUAGAAAUACAAGAAUCAGCUUUACCUGGGAAGCGUUUCACACUAGAUAGCGCGCAAGAUCCUGACGCUGGCACAAGCUCCAUUCAAUCAUAUACUCUCAGCACAAACGAAUACUUUAUUUUGGAUGUAAAUACUCGUGCUGGUGGAAGCAAAUAUCCAGAACUAAUUUUAAAAAAAGCUCUGGAUCGGGAAACACAAUUUGAACAUUAUUUAAUCCUUAAUGCAAUUGAUGGAGGGAAUCCGAGAAAAUCUAGCAGCGUGAAUAUACAUGUAAUCGUGUUGGAUAUAAAUGACAAUGCUCCCGUGUUUACUCAGCCAGUCUAUGAGGUCACGCUUAUUGAAAACUCCCCUAUUGGUACAUUAGUGGUAACUGUAAAUGCAACUGAUAUAGAUGAUGGUGUAAAUGGGGAAAUAACAUAUACUUUUAAGCAUAAUUCUGAUGAGUCAAGUAAUUUAUUUGAGAUCAAUUCAAAAACUGGAGAAAUAAAAGUUGCGAGGAAGGCAGAUUUUGAAAAAGCUGAAAUGCACGAAAUCGAUGUACAGGUCAGAGAUGGUGGAGGUGAGUCAACGAAAUGUAAAGUUAUUGUAGAAAUAUUAGAUGUAAACGACAAUGCCCCUGUAAUAUCUCUGAAAUCGGUGUCCAGCUCAGUGCCAGAGGAUUCCUUGCCUGGUACUGUGAUAGCUGUCAUAAACAUAUAUGACGACGACUCUGGGGAAAGUGGUAAAGUUCGAUGUUUCAUUCAAGAUAACUUACCUUUUAAACUAAAUUCAGAAGACGAAAACUACUAUAUGCUAGUGACUAAUGGUGUAUUAGACCACGAAACAUCCUCUGCAUUUAAUAUAACUAUCACAGCUACUGAUAAGGGAUCCCCAUCCCUCUCCAGCAUAAAAAUGAUUACAAUAUCAGUUUCUGAUGUCAAUGACAACCCACCGGUUUUUACGCAACCAUUUUACGCAGCGUAUUUGGUGGAAAACCAACCCCAAGGGACACCUAUAAUCACCGUGAAAGCUAAAGACAAGGAUGCAGACCACAAUGCUAAAGUGGUUUACUCUUUCUUGGAAGACAACAUUCAAGGAAUACCUUUAUCUUCGUAUGUUUCAAUUAACUCAGAAAGUGGAGACAUUUUUUCAUUGCGUCCCUUUGAUUAUGAACAGUUUGGGUUUUUCCAGAUCCUGGUUAAAGCCCAAGAUAGUGGAAAUCCUCCUCUUUAUAGUAACACUACCGUGAAGGUUUUUAUAGUGGAUCAAAAUGAUAACGCUCCAAAAGUGUUAUACCCAAAACAAAACGAGGGGUCUGUUUUGGCCGAGAUGAUUCCCCGGUCAGCGCACACUGGGUAUCUCGUGACUAAAGUAGUUGCUGUGGAUGCAGACUCCGGGCACAACGCGUGGCUUUCAUACCACCAGUUAAAAACUACCGAGACUGAGCUUUUUAUUGUAGGGCUACACAAUGGGGAAAUACGAACAUCACGUAAAAUAUUUGAAAAGGAUGAUGUUAAACAAAGAUUAGUAAUUGUGGUGAAGGAUAAUGGGCGGCCAUCUCAUUCAAUUACCGUCACUUUAAAUGUAGUUCUUGGAGAUAACUUUCCUCUCCUUUCAGAGCUCAGCGACUUCUCUGAGGAUACAAAUUCAAAUACGAACCUCACACUCUAUUUAGUGAUUUCUUUAGCUUGUGUUUCCUCCCUUUUCUUUGUAUUAAUUAUAGCAGUGGCGUCUAUAAGAUUCUGUAAAGGCAGACAUCGUGGACUCUUCUAUAACGAAUCAAACGCAAACCUCCCUGUAUUCCCCGAUUCUUUUUUCCCUCCAAAUUACGCAGACGUCGGGGGGCCUGGAGCUCUCCAACCAGCAUACAGAUACGACGUUUGUUUAACUACAGACUCGACUAAAAGUGAGUUCAAGUAUGUGCGAGCUUGUACUGGAAAUACAUUAAACAAUCAACGCAUGGAUCCCGGGAAUUAUGAGACAAUAUUACACAAAGUGAGCAGCGAGAAUGACGUCUACAAACAGGUAUGCAUGAUUAACACAUAUACACCUCAUGAAAUAUUCUACUAGGAAUGCUCUACAACUAUUAUUUUAUUGUUAAACUUCAAAUAAAUAUCUCACAAUUUUCAGAUGUUAGCAGCAACAUUUUAAUUCAAAAGGUGAUACUGAACUUAUUAAUAGCUGUUUGAGGUGUAACUUUUGGUGUAAGUAAUGUAAU
Acipenser ruthenus (sterlet) is the source of this 2563-nucleotide messenger RNA. RefSeq names its product protocadherin gamma-A11-like. The record is from RefSeq and is a predicted model, not a curated record. Gene Ontology annotation, biological process: homophilic cell-cell adhesion. NCBI's taxonomy places the organism in Eukaryota, Metazoa, Chordata, Actinopteri, Acipenseriformes, Acipenseridae. Gene Ontology annotation, molecular function: calcium ion binding. The annotation marks the transcript as partial. Gene Ontology annotation, cellular component: plasma membrane. The transcript has a single exon.